Messenger RNA from Coregonus clupeaformis (lake whitefish), 11652 nucleotides. It is a transcript of the gene xirp2b, whose product is annotated as xin actin binding repeat containing 2b. Gene Ontology annotation, biological process: actin cytoskeleton organization; actin filament bundle assembly. The record is from RefSeq and is a predicted model, not a curated record. Gene Ontology annotation, cellular component: plasma membrane; stress fiber; focal adhesion. Gene Ontology annotation, molecular function: actin filament binding. NCBI's taxonomy places the organism in Eukaryota, Metazoa, Chordata, Actinopteri, Salmoniformes, Salmonidae. The transcript is spliced from 9 exons. Bases 248 to 11521 code for a protein of 3757 amino acids.
CCUUGGACAGAGGUGAUCACGUACUGCUGGAGCUGGACUCCAACACAAAAAGGGAUUUGACUUUUGAGCUGCUGGCAGCGCAGGUGUAACUACCAGGGUAGGACUUCCUGGGGAAGCUGUGAACCCAGAGGAACAGGAUUCACUCUGAAGACUCAGAUCCCAUUGACAGGACCACUGACACAACCCACUGGCACCGGGAUUCACUGACACCAGGAGCCACUGACACCAGAUCCCACUGAUCGUACCAAUGGCCAUGUACCUGCAGACAGCUGUCUCCAAGCAGCAGGACACCACCUUCUCCAGCGAGGUCAUGGAGGAGUCUGAGGUUUGUUCUGUGCCUGGGGGGCUCGCCAGCAUCAGGGCACAAUUCGAGAACCAGGAAACUGCAACAUUGCACAACAUCUCCCAGUUCCACUUCCACCGCAGAGCUGUGCAGGAAGUUCAAUUGAACUCUGACGUGACAAUGAGGAGCAGUUCCAGGGAAGUCAUCCCAGCCUCUCAGCAGGAUAUUUUCCAUCAGGAUGAACAGGUCACACAUGAAGAAAACAGCUUUGCCUCCAGCUAUGAAAACAACCAUAAUGAUGAAAGAGAGGAGGAAGGUCCUAGACUUACAACCAAGGAAUUAAGAGAUCACUUUGAGAGAACCAUUGAAGAAGCUGCCCCAAGCAAGCCAAUGAAGAUUGGCCGAGCUGACAUCAAUAGGUCUCAGUGGGCCUCAAAUAUAUCACAAAAACAGGUCUCAUCAAGUGAGAUACAAAAUGUAUCAUCAAAUGCAAUACAGAAUUUCUCUUCAAGUGAGAUAAAUAAUGUCUCAUCAAGUGAUAUAUGGGAAGAUUCUGCUACUGAAGCGAUAGAGGACACAUCUGCUAUUGCAGUUGACUACGAGGACACAGAAUGUUUCCCUCCACCACCUCCAGAAGAUUUAGAGUACUUCCCACCUCCACCCCCAGACUUACUGCAGGUCCCAUCAGAAAGUCCAGAUAUGCCAGUAGAGUGCUACUUAUCACCUGAGCCCCCGGAAUCAGCUUACCCCUCUAAACGUCCACUCAGUAGACAGGAAUACUUCAGACAGAGAAACCAAAAUGAGUUGAAGCGCCUUUACAAGCAUAUCCAUCCUGAGGUUCGUAAAAACAUAGAGAUGUAUAGUGAUGCGGCUGAGUAUGAGAACACCCAACAAGAGAGUCAGGAGGAGUUCACAGGGGAGACCAGGUAUAUAUACGACGAUAAUGGUAGCAGCCCCAACGACUGCAUUAGCCCAGAAGAAGAAUACCUGGAAUGGGAUGAGAUCCUCAGAGGGGAGGUGCAGUCAAUGCGCUGGAUGUUUGAGAACAAACCUCUGGAUGCCAUCAAAGAUGAUGCCUCAAAUGAGGAUGGAGACCAAAACAUGGAACAGGAGAUGAUUGUUGGGAGUGAUGUAAGAAGCAAAGCUUGGAUGUUUGAGACCAAGCACAUGGAUGCAUUGGGAUCAGACAACAUAGCUUCAACUAAAUAUAGACACAAAUUCAAUAAGUUGGACAAAGGAGAUGUCCGUGCUGCAGCCUGGUUGUUUGAAAACCAGCCCAUGGAGACCCUGAACAAAAUGCAUGGCGAUGAAGAGCUAACCAAAGAGAUAGUGUUUACCCAGGAAGAUGGCAGCUCUACCAUACACAUGCUUGAAUUUCAGUACAUGGAAACUUUAGGUCAUACUGAGACCAUUGAUGACAGUCACCUCCUGAGUCUGAGAUCAGUGCUUGAGGAAAUAAAGGGAGAAGUGAAGACUAUCACAAGCACAUUUGAGUCUCAGUUUAUGUGCGUCCUCAUCGGACAGUCAGGCCAGAUGUUGGAGAUAACAUCUAUACGCAAAGUGGAGACUGAGAAGGGGGAAACUAAAACAUCAACCUGGCUUUUUGAAACCCAAGCCCUGGACAUGACUAAUAAACCCUCUGCCCCAGUGAAACUUGUGUGUAGCCUGUCCAUGGAAGACAACUAUAAAGAUGUUCACCGGGGUAGAUGGUUGUUUGAGACAAAGACUUUAGACUCCAUUAACAAAGAUGAAUGGGAAAGCUCAAUGCUGCAAAAGGAAGAGAUAAUCGGAGCUGAUGUUCGAAAACAUUGCUUAGCGUUUGAAACUCAGCCAAUGGAUUCCCUGAAAGAUGAUGCAAAUGCUGGACCCCGGACUAUCGGUGGUAAUGUUAGAUCUGCAAGACACUUCUUUGAGACUAGUCCCAAGGCAGCUUUGAAGGACCUCAAUGAGGUAGGGAGGCUCAAAAAGUUAGUGUCAACUGAAGAGAAGGGUGAUGUAAGACACCAAAAAUUGAUGUUUGAGAAUGAACGACUAGAGAACAUAAGAGACGAGAAGAAGGAGAUUAUUCGUACUGUGAACUUCGAAAAUCUCACUGAAGAUCAAGGUACAAGCUACAACGCAGAUGUCCAUAGGAAUUGCAUGGUAUUUGAGACUCAGGCAAUGGAUACUUUGAAAGAUGAUUCAAAUGCUAGAGCCUUGUCUAAGGCGGAAAUUGUCAGAGGUAAUGUCAGAUCAGCAAGACAUUACUUUGAAACCGCUCCAGCUGACAAUUCAAAAGACCUUGCUGAGGUUGGCAAACUACAAAAAAUGGUGAGACUUGAUGAAGAGAAGGGGGAUGUGAGACACCAGAAAUGGGUUUUCGAAAGUCAACCCCUGGAGCACAUUCAAGAGGAAAAGAAGGAAAUAAUUCGAACCGUUAACCUGGAGGAAAUCGAUAAAGUGGAUGUCUCAAACUACAAGCAAAUAUUUGAAACCACAGACUUAACCAGAUGGGAUGAAUCACAAAAGAUACUUGUGGAGGGUGUAACAUGUGGCUCUGUGAAAUCUAACAAACAUCUGUUUGAGUCUACACCAAUGUAUGCCAUGCAAGACAGCUCUGGCCAUUACCAUGAGGUAAAAACAGUGCAUCGGGAAGAGGUUGUCAAGGGAGACGUAACUAGCUGCAAAUGGAUGUUUGAAACAAGCCCCAUUGACCAGUCUGAUGAAAGUAUCACUAAUUAUCAAGUUAUUAAGGGAAUAUCCAAAGAAGAAGUUGAGUCUGGUGAUGUUAAAACUGCCAAGUGGCUGUUUGAAACACAGCCUCUUGAUGCAAUAAAAUACUUCAGCAAUAUUGAAGACGAGGAAACUACAACUAAGGAAGGUGUUGAGAUUAUAAAAGGUGAUGUUAAAACCGGUAGGUGGUUAUUUGAGACUGAACUAAUGAAUGUCCCAUAUGAGAAGGAUAUGUUGAAGAGUGAAAAUGAGAGUGAGGAGAUACGCAAAGGAGAUGUAAAAACCUGCACAUGGUUGUUUGAGACACAGGCACUUGACACUAUCCGAGAUGAAACAGAAACUGUUCUACAAACAUGCACUGUGAAUCAAGAAGAUGUCCAGGGCAAAGAUGUACGCAUGGCUCGUUUUCUAUUUGAGACAGAGAAUCUUGAAAACAUCACAGGGGAAGGUGAGAGCUUUAAGAGGGUUACUGAGAUAGACAUUCAGUCAGGAGAUGUCAAUAGUAUGAAGUAUAUCUUUGAGAAUCAGUCCUCUGAUAUCAUGACCUCAACAUCUGAGGAGUUCAUGCAAAGUCUCAAAACUACACAAUCAACUACACAAUCAGAGGACAUCCAGAAAGGAAAUGUGGUGAACUGCAAAUGGCUCUUUGAGAACCAAUCCAUAGAUGCCAUACGUCAUACCCAAGAAGAGGCUCUGGAGACCCGCACUGUGACUGAUGUACAAGGAGGUAAUGUGGACAAAGGUCGUUUCAUUUUUGAGACAUACUCCUUGGACAAAAUCCAGGAGGUUUCCUCAGAGAUAGAUAUUACAAAGUUGCAGAAAAUAACUUGUGAGGAGGAAGAGAAAGGGGAUGUGAGGAACUAUACCAUGAUGUUUGAAACUCAGCCUCUUUAUGCCAUUCAAGACAAAGACGGCCAUUAUCAUGAGGUCACCACUGUCACAAGCGAGGAGAUAUUGAAGGGUGAUGUGAUCGGGUCCCGGUGGUUGUUUGAAACCAAGCCUCUUGAUUCUAUCAGGGAUAGAGAUGAGGUCUAUAUCAUCAAAUCUGUCACACAGGAGGAUGUUAAGAAAGGAGAUGUUACUUCAGCCAAGUGGAGAUUUGAAACACAGCCACUUGAUAAGAUUGCAGAGGACAUAAAAAUGUCAGUUAAAACUGUUGAAGAUAUUCAAGGAGGAGAUGUUAGAAUGAAUAAACAGCGUUUUGAAUCUGAUGAGCUGUCACAGAAGUCUGUGCAAACAGUUAAUGUGAGUGAAAUCCAAAAAGGUGAUGUCAGGACAGCAAAAUGGAUGUUUGAAACUCAAACAAUGGAUAAAAUACAUAGCCAGAGCGAAGAGAAUUUAAUAGAAACAGUCAUGAAAGAGGAGGUGUUAAGGGGAGAUGUUAGACAAUCAGUGUGGCUCUUUGAACAGAAUCCCCUUGACCAUAUAAAGGAGAUAGAUGAGGAUGAUACAGUAGUUGUUCAAGAGGAAAUCCCCAAAGCCGAUGUAAAGAAAACAACAUGGCUGUUUGAAACAACUCCGUUCCAUGACUUUAAUGAGAACAGUGUUGAGAAGUCGGAAAUCCUGGGUAAAAGUAUCAAAGGAACCCUUGAGGAACUUUAUAGCCAGAAAAUUGUUAAUUCAAAAGGAAUACUCAUUGAAGCAGAUGAAAUUGGGGACGUUAGAAUGGCAAAAUACCAGCUAAUGAAUAAGGAUUCUCCAGAGAUCCAAAGAGAGGAAAUCAUCAGCGGGGAUCUGAGCAACAUUAUGAUGAAUCUUUUGAACUGUCGGGAAAGAAUUGAGAGGGGGGUAGUGAUAGAGUCAGAAGAGAAGGGUAAUAUCAGUACAACAGUGCAUCAACUGUUCAACCAAGAGAGGGACGUAAAUGUGGAAAAGGAGGAAAUAGUAAGAGGUGACAUCCAGGAAGCUGUAAACAAUCUUCUCAAGGAGGGAGGAUCUGCUAAACGUGGUAUACUCCUUCAAGAGGAUGAGAAGGGAGAUGUGCGAAUGACUAUAUAUUCUCUUCUAAAUAAAGAAGAGGACAUCGAUGUUGAAAAGGAGGAUAUAAUCAAAGGCAAUAUAAGGAAUGCACUCCAAAGACUAUCCAACCCAGAAAACCAGGAGCAGACGAGGAUAAAGGUGGAUGAGAAAGAAAAGGGAAACGUGAACUUUUACUCCACCUGCAUUGAAUCUGGGGCGCUUGACUAUCUCAAACAACUCCAGGUAGAGCCAGAUGAGACACCACCUGAAAAGGUAGAGAAAGAGGAGAUUAUUAGAGGAGAUAUAAAGGGGACAAAACUCAUUCUUGACAGUAAUCGAGCACAAAUUGAACGUACAGUAGAUGAAGAGGACAUAGUGCGCGGAGAUGUUCACAACUCAGUCAAGGUUUUCAUGACUGAACCCACACUCUCACUGGAUGGCCUACAGAAAGAGGAAAUUGUGAGGGGUGAUUUGAAAGCAGCUAUGAACUCGCUGUCUCAGUCUGUAAAUCAGACAGUGGUUGUAGAGAAAGAGGAGGUGGUAAGAGGUAACAUACACAAAGCCCGAAGGCACCUUGAAUUGGCCCAAAGACGGCCCAAGGAGGUGGAAAAGCCAGAGAUUGUCCGCGGCAACAUCAAAGGGGCACUGAGGUCCCUAGAGAAAUCUGCAACCUCCAAAAUUGAAGUUGCCAUCGAAGAUUUUGUACCUGGAGACAUCAAAGGGACCUUAAAAUCCCUGGAGCAGGCAAAGCAAACAGUCAGGGAGAUCGAGAAGGAAGAGAUUGUAAAGGGUAACAUUCAUACAGCCAAGCAGUGUUUACAAUAUGCUUCUAAUAACAGGAGGACAGGCCAACAGGAAAUUGAUGUUCAGGGAAAUGUGAGAGGCACUAUUGAGCUCUUAUUGGAACCACCAGCUUCUCCAAGAAUGACACGGAGACCCAGCUUCGAGGGUGAUGUGAAAAUGUCCAUUAAGUCACUCUACGAGACACAUGAGGUGCAUGAGACGGGGGAGGAACAAACUCAACCAGAGAAAGAGGAGGUGAUAAAGGGUGACGUUAAAGGCACAAUCAAAUCCUUGCUGGAAUCAGCACAGCGUGCAGCUCCUAAAAUCAGAGUGGGAGCUAGAAGGGUCAAAGUUCCUGUGGGAUCUCCAUUGCGCUCACAGCAAGGAAGCCCUCUAUUACGUUCACAGCAAGGUAGCCCUGAUUGUUCUGUUAUAAACAAAACUGAGAGUGAGACACUUAAAAAUAGGUCUAAAAGCAAUGAAGCACAAAGAAACUUACAAAAAAUAAAGACGGCUAAUUCAGUCAAAACUGAGAGCUCAACACAAGAGAAUCAAUCCCUCUCAACUCAAACCACAAUGAAUACAUCUGAAUCACAGACUACUCAACAAUCAACAAAAGUAAUGCAACACACAACCAUCACUCAAAACCAUGGUAUUAAAACUUUGGAGACUAAGUUCCGUAACCUCAAUUCAAGUAGAAAGGGUAUGAUCAGACUAGAUAAAACCAAAGUGAAAACAAAUGUUCUUACCCCAACACGGACAUUGUCUGAGUCUGAACUUUCUCUUCCUCCCCCACCUCCACCAUGUGAUGAUCAAUCAUCCCUAACCCCAGCCUCCUCUAUCAAUAGGCUGGACUUGGACCUUCCGCCUCCCCCAACUCCUACUCCCCCACCACCUGUUGACUCUGAGCCUGAUCAUUUCCCUCCUCCUCCACCAUUACAGGAUUUCCUUCCACCCCCACCCUCACAGCAUGAACUGGACUCUAUGUCAUCCCAGACACCUCAUCAAUCACUAGCAAAAGCCACAAAAGUUACUGUCAAAAAGGUGAAAGGUCCUGCAUUGCACCAAGUGUCAAAACUUGAGCCAACCGGUCAGAUUCAGAAAAUUCAACAGGCAACCUCAGAGAAACAUACAACCAUAGCCAACAAAUCUGUGGUGGAAAUCAGCAAAACUCAAAUCGAAUCAACAUCAUUUUCAUCAAAAACAGUUUCAUCUGAAAUCCCAAAACCACCAGAAUCACCACGACCAUUAAAGAAGGUUUAUGUCGCCCCUAUAAGAUUUACUCCUCCACCCUCUCCUCCUCCCUUCAUGAAAUCCACUAGAUUCAAAACUCCAUUAAUAAAGGCAGAGGAAAAAUACAGAAAACAGAAAGUGGGUAGUACACCCCCUGCUACACCGAGUCCCAUUUUCAUGCAUGAGUCAGUCACUGUUGCCCUUGAAAUGCUCUCCUCUGAGGAGACCAGUAUGGAGCAAUCAAACAAGAGCAUGUUUGGUUUCACUCAAGAGAAUGCUGAAAAGACUGUGACCAAUGUCAAGGUAGACACACAGUCAUCUGAUUUUUCCAAGCAUGCCCAAAUCUCAGAUACUCCUUUAAGCACGACUUUGAUAUCUGCUGUGAAUGGGCAAAAUCUCCCUGAAUCUGCUGUUAUUUCUGCAACUAAACACCAUAUUGUCUCUAAUGAGACAUCCAAAGUCUCCUCCGUUCAGCACCAGACCACAUCUAUUUCCUCCACAAAGCAACAGACAGUUACUGCAACUAAACAACAGGUAACGUCAGCAUCCACCGAGCAGUCACACUCUGCUGUAAGUAGCUCUCAAGUCCAGAUCUCGACCAGUGAUGCUAAAAAGGUUGAAAAUACAAAAAGAGAUGUCAGGAAAGAUGUAAAAAACCUCAAAACCAACUCUCAAGUCCAGAUCUCAACCAGUGAUGCUAAAAAGGUUGAAAAUACAAAACAAAAUGUAAAAAACCUAAAAACCAACUCUCAAGUCCAGAUCUCAACCAGUGAUCCUAAAAAGGUUGAAAAUACAAAAAGAGAUGUCAGGAAAGAUGUAAAAAACCUAAAAACCAACUCUCAAGUCCAGAUCUCAACCAGUGAUGCUAAAAAGGUUGAAAAUACAAAACAAAAUGUAAAAAACCUAAAAACCAACUCUCAAGUCCAGAUCUCAACCAGUGAUCCUAAAAAGGUUGAAAAUACAAAAAGAGAUGUCAGGAAAGAUGUAAAAAACCUCAAAACCAACUCUCUAGUCCAGAUCUCAACCAGUGAUGCUAAAAAGGUUGAAAAUACAAAACAAAAUGUAAAAAACCUAAAAACCAACUCUCAAGUCCAGAUCUCAACCAGUGAUCCUAAAAAGGUAGAAGAUACAAAAACAGACGCCAAGAAAGAUGUCAAAAAUCUAAAAACUAAAGAUUCCCAUAAAUCUGAGGACAAGAAGAACAAGGAUAAUUCUGCAUCCCAUGGACCCGAAAAGGUUUCUGACCAGCCUACCAAAACAGAAAAGGUAACCCAAGAAACAAUUGUCAAAGCAGCCAAAUCACCCUCGGAAGACAAAAAAAGUGAUAAUUCUGUAUCACAAGCACCUGAGAAAGUUCCUAGUCAGUCUAUCAAAGUAGAAAAGGUAACCUCAGAAACUAAUGUCAAAACAGGCAAAAAGAAGGCCAAAGGGCAAGAAAAGCAAGUAGAAGUAAAAGACACGAAACAACCAGAUGAAACUAAGAAGGAAAACAUUUCACAGGUGAAGGAUGUAAAGGUGGAAGUGAAGAUGGAAGUGAAGGAUGUCACUAAGGUGAAGGUUUCUAGUGAGCAAACACAUCAUGAGACUGAGGACAAGGUCAAGGAGGACAGUCAGAAAGCUCUUGCUGUUAAUGACAACCAACCAGCAACUCCAACUCCCGCAAGAAAGAAGAAGAAGAAGAAGAAGAAGAAGAAGAGCUCAAAAGCUAAAGAUGCGGCUGCCUCUGCAGAAUCAACUAAAUCUGUUUCUGAAAGUUCCACUCAAAGUCAGGAGAUCACUGUAGUGCAGACACACAAAGCCCAUCAAGAGGAGCACAUUCAGGUACAUAAGGAAGUGAUUAUCACUGAAAGCAAAGUUCAUCAAAGUAUCCAGGAACAAGAAACAGUUAAAGUAAAAAAACAAGUCAAGGCAUGUCAAAAGAAGAAAGAGGUGACAGCAAACCAUCAGAUUCAAGAGAAACCAAAGGAGGAAUACAGAAAUGUUCCAGUGAAAGUGGAAAGUGAAAAAAUUACGAGCCAGUCAGCACAAAAGGAACAGUGCUCAACAGGGAGCACUGAGGAUUCUCAAAGACGUGAACAUGUCCAGAAGUUAAUCUCACAUAUAACAGAGUUAGAGGGAGCUUCAGGACAAAUGGAUUCUAAAUCUGUGAAAACAUUGCUCAAUACUAUUCCAGAGUGGCUCAUUGGUUCAGAGGAAAAUAUUUAUUUGGAGGGAACUGCAGUUGAACAUAAUAUACAAAAGCUUACAGAAAUUGUUUCAUAUGUGAAAAUACUAGCAAACGCAAAGCUGUUGUGUUUAGAGGGCACCCACACUACUCUGGAGAAGCAUGAGAGUGAACCUACUUCUGAAAAGAUCAUUGUUGGUGGUGCAACAAAAAAAAUACGUAAGAUAAGUAUUAGCUCUUCGAAAGUUGAAAGUCAAAAGAAAGUUGUGGAAAGCAAAAAGACAUCACAUGAAAGCAAAAAGCAAGAGUUGAGUGCAAAAUCUAUUGAUCAUAGAGCACCGUCACCCUUACUACAGAUGCGCUCACCCUCACCCAACUUUAUUACCAUUGAAACUACCCAGAGAACGGACUCACCUCGGAGAAUAACCCCAUCACCUAUCCCAAUGCACAGACCAGCCACUCUCCCAACACCUCCCCCUCGCAUAUUGGAACCUCCUACAUCACGCAUCAAUAGGGCCACACCCUCUCCCACUUUUUCUAGAGCAGAGAACUUGGCACGGAUAAAAGAUACUACAGCCCAGCUUUCCCGUGGAGUGACGGCACCUCCAGUUCCUCUUCCUAUGCAAGUCACAGAAAAUACAUCUGAGAUUGUGGAAUCCCCCGCAUCAUUCCAUCAGCAGAUCAAAAUUGAGGAACAGGCUGAGGAAACUUCAGAAGUGUUAGCCAAGACAAUUGUCACUGCCAAAAAACACAAAGACAAAAAACAAAAAAAAGAAUUAUCUGAAGAGGCUCAAAAGGCUGAUGUGAAGGUCACAGGUGGAAGAUCAUUCCAUCAAAUGGAUAAAGAAGACAUGGAAGCUUCAGAAAUCUCAGAGUAUUUAAUGGUGACUACAUCAGUGAGAGACAAGAGGGAGUUUUUUGAAGAAGCUCAAAAAGCUGCAGAAAAUAAGACUUAUGUGCGAAAGGAUCCCGUUGACAUCCCGGAGCACUUGGGCCAAGACAUGGAGGAGCCCAAAACAACAAACCAAGAGAGUAAGGAUGAAACACAAAGCACAUCUGAGAAGGUCACAGAGAACAGCACUGAAGUAGUGGGAUCUACAGAGUCAACUGAUAAAGAAUUGAUGGAAGCUUCAGAAAUGUCAGAGUCAUCAAUAGUGACUAGAUCAGUGAGCGACAAGAGAGAGUUUUUUGAAGAGGCACAAAAAGCUGAAAUAAAUAAGACUUAUGUACGAAAAUACCCUAUUGAUAUCCUAGAGCACUUAGGUCCAGCCAUUAUGGAGCCCGAAACAGAAAACCAAGAGAGGAAGGAAGAUGUACAAAACACAACUGAGCAAAUCACAGAGAAAAUCUCUGAAGAAGUGGGAUUUAUGUGGGAAGACCGGUGGGAGUCAGCUGCCAUAGAGGCUAUGGAAACUUCUGAAUUGUCAGACUCAUCAGCAGUGACAUCAGUGAGAGACAAGAGAGAGUUUUUUGAAGAGACUCAUAAAGCUAAAGUAAAUAAGACGUAUGUGCGAAAGGAUCCCAUUGAUACCCCUGAGCGCUUGGGUCCAGACAUGGAGGAGCUCGAACCAGAAAACCAAGAGAAUGAGAAAGAGAACCUUCCAAAGGUUGACUUGUCUGGAUUAGUCAACAAAUUUGAAACACCAGAAGAGAAAGUUUAUGUCAGAAAGCCUAUCACAAUGAGAGAAAGAUGUGGGAGUGAGAUGGAAUACACAGAGUCUGACAUAGAAAAUACAGAAACUCAAGAGGAGGAAAUGCCUACUUUUGACAUCAAGGCUAUUAAAAAUGUUUUUGAAAUGAGUGAGCAAAGUCCAUCUUUCAAAGAAGAGAAAAAUCAACUGGAUGAGCUGGAGUCAAACCUGAGUGAAAACACAACAGACAGUUCAAAACAGGAUAACACCCAGGAGACACAGAGGGGCUCCGGGCAGAUCUCGCCCAUGCCUUCCCAGAAAAAAUUGCAACACAUGUCAGUAGACCCAACAGACUUUUCUGAAACCAAGUCAGUCACACAGCAUUUCUCGAGCUUCGAUGAAUUCGUCAACAAGACAAUUGGAUCACUGAGCAGCACAACUGUGUCCCAGCACUCAAAGAGCGUAACAACCCACCGUGCCCCCUUCUCAAAUGCUGACAUGGUAAAAAAAAAGGUUUCUCAGGUGACGCUGUCUGAAACCCCUGAUGAGGCUUUCCACAAAACAUGGCCGGAGAGUGAGAGUGUUUUCAAGAGUCUCGGCUACAGUGUCUCGGAGGAGAGAACAUCACAUGUUGUGUCACAUCAAACGAAGACUGUUGUUACUGACUCAAGUUCCCAAGUCGGAGCUUUGCACUGUAUGUCGGAGGAGGGUCUAUCCGAUGGAGGCUCUAAUAGCGGACAGAAAAAAAUUCCAUAAAUCUUGUUUCUGCUGCGAGCACUGCAGAAAUAAAUUAAGCCUUGGCAACUAUGUCUCUCUCCAUGGACAUUUGUACUGUUUACCCCACUACAAACAACUAUUCAAGUCCAAAGGGAACUACGAUAAUGGAU